Molecule: messenger RNA, 2530 nt
Organism: Ornithorhynchus anatinus (platypus)
Lineage: Eukaryota; Metazoa; Chordata; Mammalia; Monotremata; Ornithorhynchidae
Gene: CNTFR
Product: ciliary neurotrophic factor receptor
Exons: 10
Coding region: 303-1385 (360 amino acids)
Biological process (GO): cytokine-mediated signaling pathway
Cellular component (GO): ciliary neurotrophic factor receptor complex; membrane; CNTFR-CLCF1 complex
Molecular function (GO): ciliary neurotrophic factor receptor activity; cytokine binding
Source: RefSeq, a predicted model, not a curated record
AGGGGGGCGAGCUUAAGAGGAGCCUCGGUGCCCGGCGGCGGCCGCGGGGCCAGAGCGGGCGGCCUGCGAGCCGGGAGCGCCGGGCACGGAGCCGGGCACCGAGCCGGGCACGGGCAGGGCACCGGGACAGCCCAGGCGGCGGCGGCGGCGGCGGCGGCCUCCAGCACCGUCCGGACCCGCUGCGGCCCUUCUCCAGAGUCCUCUGACCCACCCCCUGGCCUGACCCACCAGAGAAGCGGGCACCGCCGGGCUGUAGUGGAUGACGCUUGUGGAAGGAGCUGUGCAGUCACCGGGAAGGAGAGAUGGCCCGGCCCAUCCCGCCAGCCUGCUGGGUGGUGCUAGCUGCGGUGAUGGUGGUUUGUGCCCAGAGACACAGUCAGCCCGACACCCACGUCCAGUACGAGCGGCUCGGCACCGACGUGACACUGCAGUGCGGGACCAUGGCCUGGGACGCGGCGGUCACCUGGACGAUCAACGGCACGGACAUCGAGUCUUCGCACCUCAACGGCUCACGCCUGGUCCUGCGGGCCGUGGACCUGUCCCAGAGCGGACACUACUCCUGCUAUGAAGGCGCCUCCUGGCACAACAAGUACCAGGUCCUGCUGCAUGUGGGAACACCACCCAAGGAACCCAUCCUGACCUGCCGCUCCAACACGUACCCCAAGGGAUUCUACUGUGGCUGGCACCUACCCAGCCCCACCUACAUCCCCAACGUCUUCAACGUCACGGUCCUGCACGGCCUCCAGCCACUGAGCUGCGAAAAGGCCCCUACGCCCAAGAACCGAUGUCAGAUCCGCCUCAUGCAUCUCUUCUCCACCAUCAAAUAUAAAGUCACCGUGACUGUCACCAAUGCCCUGGGCCACAACGCCACCACCAUCACCUUCGAUGAAGUCACGAUAGUGAAGCCAGAUCCUCCUGAGAACGUGGUGGCCAAGCCAGUCCCCAGCAACCCCCGGCGGCUGGAGGUGACGUGGCAGAACCCCUCGUCCUGGCCCGACCCGGACUCGUUCCCGCUGAAGUUCUUUCUACGCUACCGGCCGCUCAUCCUGGACCAGUGGCAGCACGUGGAGUUGUCGGACAGGACGAGCCACACCAUCACGGAUGCCUUCGCGGGGAAAGAAUACAUCAUCCAGGUGGCGUCCAAGGAGAACGACAUCGGCACGUGGAGCGACUGGAGUGUGGCGGCCCACGCCACCCCCUGGACCGAGGAACCUCAGCCCCGCACCACUGAGGCUCAGGUCACAGAGACCACCACCACAACUAUGACCUCUCUGGCUCCGCCUUCCCCCACCAAGAUCUGCGACCCCGAGGUUGGCAACAGCGCGGGAGCCGUGUCGUGGACGGCCGGCGUGGUGCUGGCCGCAUCCAGCCUCCUGUUUAUUUAAUUCCCCUUUUGCAUUCCUGUGGAAGAAACGACAAGGAAAAGCAAAAAUAAAAAAAAAAACAAACAAAAACAAGGAAAAGGAGCCGUAGGGAAUCUAUGUUUUUUUCUAUUUUGCACGUGUUCCGGAGGACAAUUUGCAUUUCUCUUCACCGCUUCACUUUCCAGAGACAGAACUACGACCCCCUUCCUCCCCACCCCACCACCUCCCUUCCCCUUCGCGGGACCCCCAGGGCGCCAAGACCUCAGCUACCAACUGCUCCCAUCGGAGGGGCUUCGGGCGGCGAAGGAGGGGACAGCGCAGCAGCUCCCCCGUCCCUCGCCCGCGGGCGCAGAGGAGACCACACAGCAUCAUCCGAUGCCAAAACCCUAACGUGCUCUCGCCCAUGUCCGGGUAGGGGGUGCGGCACCAGCUCUUAGGACCCCCUGACCCUCCUCCCCGCCCCGCCCCCCACGCAGGCCUUCCACCUCUCCACCCUCCUACCUCCCCCUGUGACCUCUCCAAACUCCCCCAGGCCUCCCACCUCCUCAGUCACCUUCCCGUCCCCCCACCUGCCUCCCGCUUUCCCACCCACGCCCACAUACCCCACCAGAGGCUCUGAAGGUCUGACCUGGGGGUGCCGGGGGCUGGUCACGGGCCCUGGGGGCCAGGGGCUGGGUAGGACCCAGAUGAUCCAGGGAGAGUUGGAGAGGGGCAAACUGGCACUUAGCCAUCCUCCCUGCCCUCACCCCGCCAUGCCCCAUCAGCGCCCAGGAGGAGGCACCGGAAGGGGUGGGCAGGAGUGUGGACAAUCACCCUGCCCUGACCCCCACCUCUCCCCUCCUCCGAUUUCAUUCUGCUUCCCUAGCAUCCUGGCCUCCAGGGGAGGAACCGCUACUUUGGUUGUUAGAUUUGUCUUAUUAGAAACCGUCCGUAAUGGAACCGCAGAAUCCCAGCAAGCCCUUCCCCGCCGCCCUGCCCACCCGGUCUCCCCACGGCCUCCCCGCCCCCCAUUUUGUAUGAUGCCCCGCCCUGGCUCCCCCACAGUAUUUAUAACACCCUACGUCCUAGUAGUAGAGAAAUGUUAACAUUGCUGUAUUUGAACUUUUUAUAGAUGUAUAUACAAACUGGAGAGAGAUUGUUCAUUAAACAUGGCCAUUUCAUGACAA